AUGCCUUUGCCCAAAUACUGCAGCCUGCCCACAACCCUGAAGGCCCCUGGCUGGGACCAUGCUGCUCCACCCUGGGACCUCUCCUUCGCCUGCCCCUUCGCCCUCCGAACGCCCUGGCUCACAAGGCACCACCCCCUCACCAGGUGUGCCUCUUAUCACCCGUGUCUCCACUGUGCUGACCCAGUAUGGCAGCGGCCUGGCUGGCUGGGCAGAGCUGGAGAUGCUGCUGACACAUGGGUCCUGGCAAGAUGGGAACCAGAUGGCUUCUAUUACCGGGCUCAGAUAAAGGCCGCUCCAGAGUUGGAGAGGCAGGGGACACUGCUUGUGGAAUAUGAGGGUCCCCUAGGCCCGAAGCUGCCGGCCCAGCAGCAGAGUGUGGUCUUAGAAGAAGAUGUCAUUCGGCUCUCACCAUCUGUAGGGUAUGCACUACACCUGGGGGACAAGGUGCUCGCACCCUGGGAGCCAGACCAGCAGCGAUAUGGCCCUGGAACUGUUGUCAGGGGCUUGGAGACGAGAGACUCUCAGAGAGCAUCAAAGGAAGAAGAAAUCACGGUUCACUUCUGGAAUGGCAGAACAGCUAAAGUGCCUCUAGGUGGCGUCUGGUGGGUGCCCACUGCUGUCUGGAAGAGGGCUGUGGAGAAGCUACCCAAGCCUUUCGCCAGGGAGCACCCCAGGGCCCUCCACAGGGCCUCUUGCUGCUCUCUGCUGGGGUCAGCCACCGGAUGCAUCGCGAGCGGGCUUCCUCUGGGCACUCCGUUCCUGUGUGCGCCUUGCCACCCCCACACAUGCUGCCAGCUGCUAUGCCAGGGCUGCCUGUGCUGUUGCUCCUUGGCUGGUCCCUCCUGGUGGCCUUCAGCCCGGACCUCACAGGUCACAGCUGGAGAACUUCCAAAGUCAGAGCUGAGUCCCACAGUACAGCUUUUGCCCCUGGAGGGUCCCAAAGAAGAGGAAGUAGCAGUGCCUGCUCCCGUGGCUCUUUCUUCUUCUUCUUCCUCCUCCUCUUCCCUCUCCUCUUCCUCCUCUGAAGAAGAUGCUUUGGAGAAUGAUCUGGAAAUGGGCCUUUCCCAGAGACUGAUGGUGAACAGUGCAGUCAACACAGACCCCAUCCUUCUAGAGGAGUCUCCUAGGCAGAGGGGUCUCUGCAAGCCCGAGUGGAGGUAUUGGAGGAGAAAUGGGCCUGAGCCGCACCCUAGGAAGCCAGGAACAAGAGGUUGCAACAUCUGGAAUGAAGAGAGAGAGAAACAAGAGAGAGUACAAAUUGUGGGAGUGAAGAUUCCCAAGGAGCUGGCCCGGAAAGCCACCAACACAAAGCCACCACAGACCCUGCCAGAGGAAGCUGAACACAGAAAACUCAAUCAGGGCGUUGUGACACAUAAGAGAGACAAAAAUUCCCCCUAGACCGAAGUCCUGAGGAUGUAGGUAAAGCUAAAUGCCUGGGAAGGGGCUUAUGUAUUCCUUCCAUAGUUCCUAUACCUUUUUGGGGUUACACUCCCUUUGAGAAUGACCCUAGGCCCCUCCAGAAAAAUGCACAAUUUUGCAUAUAAUUUCAGAAGGCUUACAGAGCCCAUGAAGUUUAUAAUAGGCUUCUUGGGAGUGCAAGGAUCCCCAUUCAAAUGACCUGCCCUAUGGUUUGGGGCAUGGGUCUGCUUUACAAUGCCCUUUGAAUAUAGGACUCUGUUCCUCACCAGGAAUAUUAAUAUAACUCUACUUAAAACUUUGUUUUCCUCAUAUAAAAUACUGGCACUUUUCCUGAACACAGAAUUAUUACCCUCAAUAUGAGAUGAAUCACCGGCAACUAAACUGGGAGAUAUAACAAUAUUGGUGGUAUGGUAGUUAAGAAAUGUUUGGGAUACACUAAUGAUUUUUUAAAAUCAAUGGCUUUUUAAAAAUU
Otolemur garnettii (small-eared galago) is the source of this 1891-nucleotide messenger RNA. It is a transcript of the gene CUNH11orf16, whose product is annotated as chromosome unknown C11orf16 homolog. The transcript is spliced from 5 exons. The record is from RefSeq and is a predicted model, not a curated record. NCBI's taxonomy places the organism in Eukaryota, Metazoa, Chordata, Mammalia, Primates, Galagidae. The coding region runs from base 1 to 1398 and encodes 465 amino acids.